ACAACCGCCGGGGGCGGGUGGGAGGAGACGACAACAGAGACGGCGCGGAGGAAAGGCGAACGCACACACACACCGCCACUGGUCUCGCAGCGACGAAUCGAGCGAGAACGCCGGAGGAGCGCGGUGUGCUGUCGCGCGGAUAGAGCCGGGAGGGGAGCGCGUCCGCGAUUCAUGUGUUCAUAGAGCGGGAAGGUCCUUAUUAAAGCUGACACCAUGACGGCAGAGGAGACGAUUAACAUCAAGGAGGUGGAGAUCAUCAAGGUGAUCUUGGACUUCCUGAACUCUCGCAAGCUGCACAUCAGCAUGCUGGCCCUGGAGAAGGAGAGCGGCGUGAUCAACGGCCUCUAUUCGGACGACAUGCUCUUUCUGAGACAGCUGGUGCUCGACGGCCAGUGGGAUGAGGUUCUGCAGUUCAUUCAGCCUCUGGAAUGCAUGGACAAGUUUGACAGAAAGAGGUUCCGCUACAUAGUCCUGAAGCAGAAGUUCCUGGAGGCUCUGUGCGUGAACAACGCCAUGUCGGCUGAGGACGAGCCGCAGCACCUGGAGCUGACCAUGCAAGAGGCAGUCAAGUGCCUUCAUGCCCUGGAGGAGUUCUGUCCGUCCAAGGAGGACUACAGCAAGCUGUGUCUGCUGCUCACGCUGCCUCGCCUCACCCACCAUGCGGAAUUCAAGGACUGGAACCCAAGCACGGCACGCGUGCACUGCUUUGAGGAGGCCUGCGCCAUGGUGGCCGAGUUCAUCCCCGCCGACCGCAAGCUGAGCGAGGCCGGAUUCCGGGCCAGCGGAGACCGCCUCUUCCAGCUGCUCAUCAAGGGUGUGCUGUACGAGUGCUGUGUGGAGUUCUGCCAGAGCAAGGCCACGGGCGAAGAGAUCACGGAGAGCGAGGUCCUGCUGGGAAUCGACAUGCUCUGCGGCAACGGCUGCGAUGACCUGGACCUCAGCCUGCUCUCCUGGCUGCAGAACUUGCCAGCGGGUGUCUUCUCCUGCGCCUUCGAGCAGAAACUGCUCAACAUCCACGUGGACAAACUAGUGAAGCCGGCCAAGGCGGCCCACGCCGACCUGCUCACGCCGCUCAUCAGCAAGCUGUCUCCGUACCCAGCCUCUCCCCUGCGCCGGCCCCAGUCGGCCGACACCUACAUGUCGCGCUCGCUGAACCCCGCGCUCGACGGCCUCUCCUACGGCCUGUCCAGUCACGACAAGAGGGUGACCGAUCUCACCGGCAAGACAUCGCCCAUGUCCCACUCCUUCGCCAAUUUCCAGUACCCCGGUGCUCAGAGCCUGAGCCGCAGUCUCAUGCUGGAGAGCUCAGACUGCCACAGCAUUUUUGAGGAGUCUCCGGAGAGCUCCAGGACAGACACACCCGUGGACAGAAUGUUGGCCUCGGGGGGGCCCUGUGCCGUGAGACCCGCCUCGGCACCCGGCGGUGAAGCCGCACCCCCAGGUUCCGCUGACAAGAACGAGCUGCGCGACUCCACGGAGCAGUACCAGGAGUACUACCGGCAGCGCCUGCGUGUCCAGCAGCACCUGGAGCAGAAGGAGCAGCAGCGGCAGCUGUACCAGCAGAUGCUUAAGGAGGGCGGCGUCCAUCAACAGGAAGGUCCACGCCCACAGCAGAACCUCACUGACAAGUUCCUCAAUAGGUCUAUCCAGAAGCUGGAGGAGCUGAAUGUGGGGAUGGACAAUUUUGGAGAUGAUGUGCAGUCACUGAGCCAGCAGUGCAAUGGCAAGGUGGACAGCAGCCCUGCCUCUGGCAACAAUGUUACCAUGACAACAUCCCCAUCAGAAAAGGGUCAGGCACAGGAUGGCGCCAGUGUGGCCAGCAGUACCCCCCAGAGGGCCGGAGGACGUGGCAUUCCUCACCUUGAUGAGUCCCCGGUGCCCAGCACUCAGAGUGGGCAGAGGAGCCAGGCCAGGCAGCCUACAGGCCAGGAUGACACAAGUUACUCCCCUGCUCGCAGCAGCACCCAAGAGGGUGACAAGGCCAAGAUCCAGUUUGUGGCAGUCAGCACACUGGAGGACACCCAGGCUAUACGUGCAGUAGCCUUCCACCCGUCAGGGGCACUGUAUGCAGUAGGAUCCAACUCCAAAACAUUGCGAGUCUGCGCCUACCCAGAUGUCCUUGAUACAAGCGGCACCCCUAAGCAGCCUGUUGUACGCUUCAAGCGCAACAAGCACCACAAGGGUUCCAUUUACUGCGUGGCCUGGAGUCCCUGCGGCCAGCUGCUGGCCACUGGCUCUAACGACAAGUACGUUAAAGUGCUGCCCUUCAACGCCGAGUCCUGCAAUGCAACAGGGCCUGAUCUUGAGUUCAGCAUGCAUGACGGCACCAUUCGGGACCUAGCCUUUAUGGAGGGUCCGGAGAGCGGCGGGGCCAUCCUGAUCAGCGCCGGUGCUGGGGAUUGCAACAUUUACACCACCGACUGUCAGAGGGGACAGGGUCUGCACGCGCUCAGUGGGCACACGGGACACAUCCUGUCAUUGUACACCUGGGGCGGGUGGAUGAUCGCAUCAGGCUCCCUAGAUAAGACGGUACGCUUCUGGGAUCUGAGGGUGCCCAGCUGUGUGAGGGUGGUGGGCACAGCCUUCCAUGGCUCAGGCAGCCCAGUGGCCUCUGUGGCAGUGGACCCCAGCGGACGGCUCCUCGCUACAGGACAGGAGGACAGCAGCUGCAUGUUGUACGACAUCCGGGGCGGCCGCAUGGUGCAGAUGUACCGUCCCCACACCAGCGACGUGCGCUCAGUGCGCUUCUCCCCCGGGGCACACUACCUGCUCACUGGCUCUUAUGACAUGCGAGUGAUGGUCACUGACCUGCAAGGGGACUUGACCAAACAGCUGCCACUCACGGUAGUGGGUGAGCAUGGGGACAAGGUGAUCCAAUGCCGGUGGCACACACAGGACCUGUCCUUCCUGUCUUCCUCCGCUGACAGAACUGUCACUCUGUGGACCCACAGCCCGUGAGGCCACUGAGCUGUGGGAGUGCUGGUCCACCAAAGCACAGAGCCACGCCCCUUCACAGCCCCACUCCACCCUGCCCCUUCCUCCAGACUGAGCUAGGUGAUCCCAUGGCUGUGGAAUGGAAAACCUGGCCCCAUCCCAUCACCCCUCCUUCUUCCAUGAAUGUGUGUGUGUCUCCAUGCUAGUGCUCAUGGCAGUGGUAUAAUUUUUCUGUGCUUGCAGUCACCCGCUCGCAUUAGUGCAUCCGUGACUGACUUGUAGUGCUGUCGAAACCUGUACAUAGCGUGUCCCACGCCCUGCUGGUGUGCACGUGACUGAUUCCAGUAACAGCAGUGAAAAUUCCAUUUAUGCAUUCACACGAUACACGAAUGCUGCGCUUUUAUUCACCUGUGCGCCCGCAUGUUUUAUCCAUCUGUACAUCCCACCAUGACCCCCCCCAAUAUUCACUUCAUUCUCAGCUGGCUGCAAGAAAGGGAUCAGUAAAGUUUAAAAAAAGAAAAAAAAAUCAUUACCACAUCAUGUUAUUCAAAUUGUGCCUUGAAAAAUCUGUUUCCAUAGAAAGCUUUAUGCAGAAUUCAUAAGCUGAGCGGGCGUGCAGUUCCAGCAGCGAUGUCAGAAUGUCCCGAACCUGAGUUAGAUGGCAGAGCUUCUUCCUUUUCCCCACUAAAUUGAACAGCUGCUACAAUGCUGCUAUUUGGGGGGUUUUUUUUUUUUGGAACAGUUAUCUCUUCGCUAUUUCUUGUGGCUGUUGUGGUGUCACAAGCUGUGCAGUGUUUCCCGCAGUGCUGAGGGGACUGUCAUUGUGAGAGGACUGCAGCCCUGGGGAGAGGGGUUGUGCAGAAACAGCUGAUGGCCACACUCAUGUGUGUCUCCUUCUACGGCUGCAAUGUUGCUUUCCACAUUCAAGAACACACACACACAUACAGAGCAGCUCAAAUUAUGUUCUUCAUUUUGGAGUCAGUAUUUGGUUUUAAAUGUGCAGCAUCCCAGUAUUUUAAACAGUUGAAAUCUUGUGUUGUUAGAGUUCGGUACAGUUCACCUGCUGUAUGCGAUAGCUAUUUUCUUAGCACUUGUAAAUCGUAGAUUGAAUGAAUAACUCAUAAAAAUGUCAGUGGAACUAGUUUUGAUUUUAAAGCUGUGUGCUUAUGCAAAAGGGAACUUUUGAUAGAUGUUUGUUAGUUUUGUGGAGAAACGCAUGGCAGUCAACCUGAGCAUGGUUAAAUAAGAAUAAAUCUAGGAAGGGACUAAAUUGCCAACACAGGAACUUUUAUACCCUUUUCCAGUAUGUUACUGCUGCACUUUGAUUUGGGAACACAGUCCCUACGUUUUGUUUCUGAAGAGAGAGUUGUAUUGAAUUUUUAACCUUUUCUGUACAGUCUUUAAUUUAAGUGAGAUUAAACAUAGAUGUAUUUAUUUAACUUUAUUUUGUAAUCUAAUCAGAUUUAUGUUUAUUUUUAAUUUUACAUUAAAGUAGCCUUUUUCUUUUGUGGAAAACCUGAACAGUUCUGGAAAUGUAACGCUGCUGUGUUGUAUCAAUAAAGGCGUCUCAUUCUCCUCAUCA
Messenger RNA from Scleropages formosus (Asian bonytongue), 4516 nucleotides. RefSeq names its product WD repeat domain 47a (gene wdr47a). The transcript has 15 exons. Lineage: Eukaryota; Metazoa; Chordata; Actinopteri; Osteoglossiformes; Osteoglossidae. Bases 214 to 2958 code for a protein of 914 amino acids. Gene Ontology annotation, molecular function: protein binding. The record is from RefSeq and is a predicted model, not a curated record.